This is a messenger RNA of Dermatophagoides pteronyssinus (European house dust mite), 1440 nucleotides long. It is a transcript of the gene ND-42, whose product is annotated as NADH dehydrogenase (ubiquinone) subunit ND-42. The record is from RefSeq and is a predicted model, not a curated record. Gene Ontology annotation, biological process: mitochondrial electron transport, NADH to ubiquinone. NCBI's taxonomy places the organism in Eukaryota, Metazoa, Arthropoda, Arachnida, Sarcoptiformes, Pyroglyphidae. Gene Ontology annotation, cellular component: respiratory chain complex I; cytoplasm.
UUUUUUUGUUUUGACCUCGCCAUCAAUCGUUCGAAACAAAAAAAAGGUGAUUUUUCAACAUCCAACUUGAUUUGUUUCCAUUGAAUUGGAUUUUGCCGAUCAUAAUGAGUGGAACAUUAAGAUUUUGUAUACAAAGUUUUGUAGUGAAAAAUCCUUUUACAAAACAAUUGCCAUCAUCAUCGAUUGCUGUAUUAAAUAAUCGUAUAGCAAAUUUAUUUACGGUUGCUAAUCAAACACCGGAAAAUGGAUUUAUUAAAACCGAUCCAUUCCCAUAUAAAACUAAACGUUAUACUAGGCUUCAUGUUUCUAUGCCAUUUUUGGAUCCAACCGAAGUUCGUAUGAAUGCUAAUUCAAAAAUUAUCUGUGUUGAAGGUAAUAUUGGUUCACGUAAAGAUAAAGUUUGUGAAGGUAUUGCUAAAGAAUUUGGUUUUCAUUAUAUGCCUGAACCAAGAAUCGAUGAAAUAUAUAUUAAUCAAGAUGGUUUUGAUUAUCGAACAUUAAAUCAAUAUAUACAUCCAAAAUUGCAUGCAAUUGAUGAAAAAAUGUAUUAUGAAGAUCCUAAUCAUCCGGCUGUACCAUGGAUGAAAAUAUUUUUCUAUAAAAUUCGUUAUCAACAAUAUAUUGAUGCAUUAGCACAUAUGUUUAAUACAGGACAAGGUGUUGUUUUAGAACGUUCACCACAUUCGGAUUUUGUUUUUGCCGAUGCAAUGCAUAAAUGUGGAUUUCUUCCCAAAGAUGCUUAUGAUUAUUAUUUUCGUUUACGUUAUGAUACAAUUGUUCAAAUGAAACGGCCACAUCUUGUCAUUUAUUUGGAUACGGAUGUUGAUGUUUGUUUGAAACGUAUUAAGGAAAAAGGAAUUCCCUAUCAAAUUAAUAGUAAAGUUUUAUGUAAAGAAUAUCUUGAAGAAAUUGAAAAUUCAUAUAAAAGAAAAUAUCUGGAAGAUGCGGAUAAAUAUUCAGAAUUAUUAGUGUUUAAAUGGAAUGAACCAACAUCAUUAAAUGAAAUGAUAUUAGCAAUGGAAAAUGUAAAUCUUGAUGAUUGGGAUAUAUUUGGUGAUAAAUUUCGUGAUUGGAAUUUUUAUUUUACAUCAAUAAUGCAUGAAUCAAGAUAUCGUUAUACAAGUGAAAAACAUGAUUUAAUUGCAUCAUUUACCGAUACACUUGUUUAUGAUACUGAUAGUCUUGAAUUGGAUACUAAUGAUUAUGAACAUCGUGAUAAUGUUUAUAAAAGUUUGGUACCCAACUAUGGACAAAUACCGAAAACAUCAUUAAAAAAUGGUUUCCUUAAAUCGGCAUUCUCAUUGCCAUCACGUCGUGAAGAAGAAGAUUUUUGUUUAAGAGCACCAUUCUUAUAAUUAGAAAAAAAAAUUUUGUAAAUUUUAUUUUCAACAAACAAAAAACGAAACAAAACAGAACAAAACAACAAAAAAAUUGAUUAAG